AUGUCUUCCAAUUUGGCGUUGACGGAAAAUAAUGAGACUUACAUUAUUACUUUGCAUAGAACGUUCCAUAUAAAGGUUCUUCAUUUGGUUCAUGAUUUAAAUAACCGAAUUGAUGAUUGUGUUGAUACUCGAACAAAAGAUAUCACAUUGAUGACGAAUUCUGUUUUCAAUUCAAAUCUGACCGAAACAACAGUGAAUGAAAUAAUCAAUCAACCAAAUCUUGGCGAAAUGAACGAACUCUUUCAUACUGUUAAUAUUGAUCGUUUGCUUGCGGAUUACACGUUAAGUCUGGUGUCCGAUACAAAUGCAACAUCGGUUUGUCUAAAACCGUUUACCAAAACAUGUCUUAAUUGUUAUAAAGAACUCAAUGUGACAUUUAAUCAAUUUAUCGAUGUAUUCAAUUUGAACUCAAUCACCAAAGGAAGUGUUUAUGUUGCAACAUGUAGGCCAUGUGAACAACGAUUUUAUCCAAAUUUCUAUGAAAAAAUAGCCAUCCGAAAAAACUUUGUCACACCUGGUUCCAUUUAUGACCAAAAUUUCAUUUAUUUUGGCGGAAAAAAGGCUUAUUCGACUGAAUUGUUAAUUCAUUUCACAUCAAUUUUCCUGAGACAAUAUUCUGGUUUCGAGAACUUCCAACAUUCAUACAACUUGUCAAUAAAGAAAUACUCGAAUUUAUUACCUGAUAGAAACAUAAUUGACCAGGUAUUUGUCGAAAUCAAUCGCGAAUGCUUCUCAAACAUAUGGUUUCUAUAUCAACUUUCUAUUUUCAACUUCUUCAACAAUGACAUUGAACAAUUCGAAAUACCAAGAUUAUUAGACGAUUCAUCCUUAUAUGAAUUCUUCGAUACAAAUUAUGAUCGAUGGUACUGUGACUUCGUUAAUCAUUGGGCAAUACAUCAUGUGACACAUCGAUGUCAAACAAAAGACAACAGUCAAAGUUCGUUCUGUAUGAAAGCUUUCAUCAUUGAUGGUAUGCAAAAAGUUGCUCGACCGAUUUGCACCAAUAAAAACAAAUGGAUACGAACCGAUGAGUUCCCAGAUGGAGUAUAUAUUGGAUGUGGUAACACACCAAAAGCAAAGUCUGGUCUCUGCGAAAUGUGUCGACGUACAAAAAUACUUGACGACAAUGAAACAUACUUGCUAACCAGUGGUGAUAAAGGGAUAUACGAUCAUCCGUUAACCGGCUGCAAUGUUUCACGAGAAGAUCGUUUCGUUGACAUCGAGAAGAAAACAUCACAAGGCAUCAUAUACACAUUGUCACCUUGUGGAAUAGUUGUUGGAUUUGAUGAACUGUAUAGAGCUGAAUCAUGUUAUUUGGUUUUAUGGCAUUUCUUCAAAAUCAUUCAUCUUAUCAAGGAUUACCAGCUCCAUCUGCCAAGAAUUAUUAUAUACGAUAAUGCCUGCAGUCUAUUUCUUUACUUUUGGGGUCGCUUUGGUGAAAUAGAUAUCUAUCAAAGGAUUUUGCGAACGCCACCAUCGAAUUUUGUAUCCAGAUGCCUAUUUUUCAUCGAUCGGUUUCAUCAACCAAAUCACAAGCGACCAAUGUGUCAGAAAGAACGAAACAUUAAUUAUGCUUUGACUGAUGAUGCAACUAAAAGCAUUAACACUGAAGUUGCUGAACAACGAAACAGCGUGUUGAAGCAAUACCAAAAUGCACUUUCAUCGUAUUCAUCCAGAAAAGCACGUGUCGGAUAUUUAGUUCUUUUUCACCUCAUGAACGCCGAGCGCAAUACCUGUGAGGGUCGCUACGAGUACUGUCGAAAUUAUGCUAAAGAUACCUUAUAUUCAUAUGUUUAUAUCCCACAGCAUCUUCUACUAGGUGCCCAUAUCCUCACCAAUUCCAGAAGACCGAACCCGAGAGCAUCUUCGGGAUCGAUGCGGUACUUUAUCCCGUAA
Adineta ricciae is the source of this 1896-nucleotide messenger RNA. NCBI's taxonomy places the organism in Eukaryota, Metazoa, Rotifera, Eurotatoria, Adinetida, Adinetidae. The record is from the annotation of a GenBank genome assembly.